AUGGAGCACAUCCACAUCGCCGCGCUCCGGCCGGACCUGGACGCGCUGGAAUCGAAGCAGAUCAGAGCCGUGGUCACGCUCAUAUGGCCGUACUCGUCGUCGCAACGCCAGUUUGCGCUGCUGCUCGCCGAGCCGGACUUCCGCCUGCGACGCAGGAAGGGCCAGGUGCGCGCCCGCUUCGCGUCGACAAGCGCGCGGGCUCUUGCGCAGACGGGCGUGGGCAUCGGGGACGAAGUAGUGCUCAGCUUGCACGGCGCGCAGUUUGUGCACGAGGGCGCCGUCAGCACGCCCGGGAAGAGCAUCGACUGGGAGCUUGCGUUUGCGCAGACCGUCGCCAUCUCUGUGCGACGCGACGGAGUGGAGCGGGCCAACCUGGAGCUCGUCGAUGCCGCGCCCACGCCUGCGCCGCGGUCGCCCGUGAAGAAACCCGCAUCACUGCCCAGCCCCGUGCCGCAGUGGUCGUCCCCGGCGUUCCUGAAGCGCGCGCGCCUCUCCGACGGCUCCUUCGCACCGCCCGGCUUCGAUCCCUGGGCCGACGACGGCGGUGACGGCCACGACAAGAAGCGCCGCCGCAAGUCCUACAGGGACUGGGCCGCCUGGACAUACACCGCGCGCACGCCGUCGCCCGAGAAGGAAGAUGCAGGGCUGGACGACGAGCUGGCCGCGGCGCUGUCUUCGCCAAGCCGGCGCCCGCAGCUGCCCAAGACGCCCGUCUCUCCGUCGAGAACGGAGCCCACCUCUGUCGCUGCUGUGCCGGCAGACGACUCCGACUACGUCGAGGAAACCACCAUAGCCGACAGUGCCGAGGGCGACACAACCGUCGACGACGGGGAGCUACAGAAGAUACACGUUCCGAGGAGCACAAGUCCUCCGCGUCUCGAGGCUGCCGUCGAGCGUGGCGGCGACUAUUACCAUCUGCACACGGGGGCCGACGAAGAUGCACCAGAUUCACAAUACGAUUUUGGGGGAGAUACCGAGCUUAAUACCGAGGACGAGGACGAGGACGAGGAUGAGGAUGAGGAUGAAGAUGAAGACGAAGACGAAGACGAAGACGAAAACGAAGACCAACACGAAGACUCUAUUAUAGCAGACAUUGCUCCGGCUAGUGCAGCAGAAGUAGACAGUGACGCUGAGGAUAUUGCGGCAGACCACUCUGGACAUCUUUCGACUGAGGUCGAGGGUACCACCAUCGAUGAAUCACUUCCGGAAGUUGAUGAGUCUGCCAUCCUCGUCAACGAGUCUGUCGCUGUGCCAAUGCCUCCACCCAGCCUGCCAACCUUGCACACCGACUUCGCCGUCUCCGCAACAAGCUUCUUGACUCCAAUCGGCAAAGAGCCGUCCAGUCCAAACCUCAAAGCUGUAGACUCAGCCACCCUGCCACUGCCUUCGCCGUUCCCUGGCGAGCAGGUCGCCUCGUAUUUCGAGCAUGUCUCAGUCCAGCAACAGGCUCCUCUCGACGGCAUGCCCGUACAGGAAGAGACAGAGGCAGACAUUGAUGCGGACUAUAUCAUGGAGACAUCCUUCUUCAGUUCAAUCAACUCAUCAAAGGCGGGUGGACUCCACCAGGAUCACGAAACCGCCUUUACUCCCUUGCGCUUCGCGUUUGGAGGAGACGGGGCUGGCUGGUCGCGUCCACUGGAGCUGUCUUCUCCGCCCCCAGAAGAAACCAAAGCCAACGCUGAUAACACCCCCCCAUUGGCACCGCCUCAAUCUGAAGGCGGCGAAGAAGUUGCUAGCUUGCCCGUGGUCGAAGACUUAGAUGUUGACGAGGCGAAUGCAUCAAGUGAUGCAACCAACCUCCGCCUGCCCUUUGAACAGCCAUCAUCCCACGAAGCUACUGCUCCGCUAGUCGAGGCUAGUGCGGCAGCGAAGUCCUCGAAUGUGAUCCACCUGUCCUCAGAUGUGGAGUCUGACGGGAGCGAAUACGAAGAGGACGUCACGGCUGAAACCGAGGAAGAGCAAGCCGUGGAUGAGACUGGGUCGGAGAGUGAGAACGAGGAGCAUGGUUCUGAGUCUGAACAAAAUGAAGCUGAAGGAAGUGAAGCCAAUGCUGACGAGUUGCUUGACAGUAGCCAGAUGCGGACGGAGACAGACACCUCCAUUGAGAUAGAAUCGGGACCUGUGGAUGACGGGUCUCAUCCCCGAGAUAUAGUCUCUGGUAACACCCAGGCUUCUGCGACUGUCUCAGAGAUAGUUGAUCUGGGGUCACCAUCAGCGAGCGACGACAGUGAUAACGAGGAAGCCGAGGUUGUGACGGAGCAAGAUGUUGUGCUGGCUGACGACAGCAGCGAUGUUGUAGAAUCGCAUGGCCAAACAGGCGAUACCGGUAUCGACUUGGUGGACGACUCUGACUUGGUUGUUGAAUCGACAAAUAAGCCUUCAACUGAGACUGUUCCCAAUGUUUCGGAUGACUCUGUCGGUAUAGAGGGUGUACCAGAGCGCUCUGGAGCUCCGUCUUCUAGUCCAGAGCAGCUUGUCGAUACCGGCCAUCCUGAUAUCAAGCUGGAAUCGAUCGAGCAUGUACCUUUCGACCCAGUCGGUGAGCCAGUGUCACAGGAUGUUCCACACGGGGGCACUGACCCAACAUCCGAACACGCGAUGCAUGUAUCUGAGGUUGGAUUCAAAACUGAAACCCCACGACAAAAGUCAGUCCCAGUGUCGACUCCUGCUAGGAACACAAGGUCGAGAGCAAAGUCUGCAGCCUCGCCGCUGGAAGUCGAUGGGUAUGUUUCUAGGCUGAGCACGAGUACGCGGCGUACAAGGUCAAAAGCUUCAUUUGAUUCUACAGAUCGUGAUAAUACUUCGCCAACGCAUAUGCGAGUACCGCCAAUGUCAACGCCUAGUCCUACACGAGAGGCAACGCAGACGUCGCCUUACAGUCUCCGCUCAAAGUCGAAGCACCGGUCGCCUGACGAUGUGAAGUCCUCACAGAUCGUUCCGGUUCGCAGGAGCCCUCGUAACGUCGUACGCAGAGACGACGACUUCGACAUCGUUCCUUCUCAAGCGUUAGCCCGCGAUGUACUUGGCGGCAUGUUCGAGCCUUCACAAGAGCCAGGCUUUGGGUACUCACAGCUGUCACAAGGAAGGUUCUCCGACAUAGGCCUAGUGAAGGACUCCGAAGAAGACACAGUGCACUCCGAAAGCUCGCUGUCUACUGUCGAGUACUCUGAUCCAGCGGAAGUCAUUGACAAUAUCCAGCCUGCUACGCCUCGACGCAAGCCACCACCAGUGAACAUUUCGAAAACGCCAAGUCAAACACGUUCACUGUCACACUCGGUCGGGCGAGAAAUCACAGUUGUAACACCAGAGCAGCCACUCAGACGGUCGCCCAGACUUACACGUUCCACGUUUUCGGCAACCCCAAGCCCUCGCGUUACGCGCGCGACAAGAGACCUUGUACGAGUAUCAGCACCUGAUGCAGUCGAGGAGGACGAAAGCGACAGAGAGACAUCAGUUCAUCCUACAUUGCCAAUUGGAGUUCAAGACGAUGUUCGAAGCUCUUCACCAGCCGCACCAGCCUCAGCACAACGUGAAAGCAACGUCCUGACACCAGAUGAUACCCAACGAACAGCCCUGGAGCCGCCAGUCUCCUUUCAAGCCCGCCAACCCGAGCAGAGUCUCAUCACGCCGGAACUCACGCAACUAACGUCUGCAAGUGCAUCCUUGCCCGCUGCUGACGUACGGUCCUCGUCACCCAUCCAGCAAUCCUCCGACGUCAUCUCCUCACCCGCAUCACCCCCAAACAAAACCGACCCUCCCUCCAUCGGCCUCAGCACGCCCCUGGCAUACUACACACCCCUGCGCGACCUAAUCUUCUUCCUCAACCGCAGCACCCACUUCCACAGCGCAACCAACCCGGACAUCCUCGCGCUCUGCACCGCCCCCAGCACGCCCCCAAGCAAAGCUAAAUCCGGGCCCCGCCACUGGUCCACAACACUCACCCUCACAGACCCGUCCAUCCACCCCGCCGCCCGCACCGCAACGCUCUUCCGCCCCUACCGCGCCGCACUGCCCGUCUGCGACGCUGGUGAUAUUGUGCUGCUGCGCGCCUGUGCGGUCGAGAGUCGCGGCGGUGUCGCGGGCCUGCGGUCGGCGGACGAGAGCGCGUGGUGCGUGUGGCGCUUUGGCAGGCCAGUUUGGGGCGCCAAGAAGGGCGGGUUUGGGGAGCUGAGGGCGAGAGAGGAGGUCAAGGGGCCUGGAGUGGAGAGGGGCCCGGGGGAGUGGGCGGAGGUGGAGAGGUUGAGGGGUUGGUUUUUGGAGACGGUGAGGCGGGAGGGGGAGGCUGAGGGUGGCGAGGGGGAGGGCAGUGGGGAGGAGCCUGGAGAGGUGUAG
Molecule: messenger RNA, 4332 nt
Organism: Boeremia exigua
Lineage: Eukaryota; Fungi; Ascomycota; Dothideomycetes; Pleosporales; Didymellaceae
Exons: 5
Coding region: 1-4332 (1443 amino acids)
Source: RefSeq, a predicted model, not a curated record